Messenger RNA from Humulus lupulus (European hop), 739 nucleotides. RefSeq lists its product as uncharacterized. The record is from RefSeq and is a predicted model, not a curated record. The coding region runs from base 231 to 581 and encodes 116 amino acids. The transcript is spliced from 3 exons. NCBI's taxonomy places the organism in Eukaryota, Viridiplantae, Streptophyta, Magnoliopsida, Rosales, Cannabaceae.
AUGACAUAUUUAAUUCUUUUGGAAAUAGAUAUAAAAUGCCUCAAUUGAAAUCCAAAUUCAAUCGGUUGAGAAAUGCACAUCGAGAAUUUUCUCAUCUUUUGGAACAAACUGGUAUGGGGUGAGAUCCUCAAACAAAUACUGUUACAGCAAGUGAUGAAGUAUGGGACACUUAUCUAAAGAAAUAUCCAAAUGCCAAGAGAUUUCGAAAAAAAGGAUUGCAACAUUAUGAGAUGCUUGGAGAAAUAUUCAAUAAUACAACAGCCACUGGUGGUAUGAGUUAUGCCUCCACUCAACUUCCGCCUUCUUCAGUUGAGGAACGCCAACAAGAGCGUCAUUUUGUUGGCACUGGAGCACAUGUUGAUAUUGAUUUUGAAUUUGAUGGUGAUAAUUAUGGAGAGGAAGAAGAAGUUACUGGUGUACGUCGUCGAGCUACUUCUGCUCCACCAGAUGCACCAAAACCAAAAGAGAAAAAGAACAAAGGGGCUAGUUCUGCCUUCGACCAAGUGAUGGGAGAACUUGCAAAAAGUAUUUCUGCUAAGACUGAGGCAUCAUUAACACGGAGUGAGACUAUGCGUACCUAAGAUGGAUGAUUCGGAUGAGGAGUUUGAAAUAUUAUUUGGUGAUACUUCGUCUUCAUCAAGCGAGGAAUUAAUUGGUCAAGUUCUCAUGGCUAAUCGAAUACAUGAGAUGCAAAAAUCUCAACAGAUUAGACGACCACUACGCACUUCAAAUAUGUCUG